This is a messenger RNA of Paramecium sonneborni, 501 nucleotides long. NCBI's taxonomy places the organism in Eukaryota, Ciliophora, Oligohymenophorea, Peniculida, Parameciidae. The record is from the annotation of a GenBank genome assembly.
AUGCAUUCAAGAAUUAAAAGUGAAGUUAUGCUUGAAACUCAUAAUUAGGAAUUAAAACAAUCAAAUAGUUAAAAAUUAAUGAAAUCUGAGUUAGAUACAACACAAUUUGAAUAAGUAUAAAUCUAUAAAGGGAUGAUUUUGGAAGUCAAGCCAGAUUAAACAUUCUCACCUAAUAUAUAGAGAAAUUAAUCAAGGUAUCGUUAAUCUUGGAUCAAUGAGAAGGAUUAAGAAUUUGAAGAGUAUUCAAUUUGGGAAGAUUCUGAAUAAAUACCUGUUGGAAAUAAUAAAGAAAAUAAUCUGAUAUCAUUUUUAGAGUUAUAUAAGUAUAGAUAUGAAAGAACUACAAAAAAACCAGUUUCCAGUUAUAAUGUUAUUUAAAUGGCAAAGAAGUAAUACUUAUAAAUAAUAACUAGACUUAUAAAUAGACAUAUUCACUCAAAAAUUAAAUAUUCUGGAAUAAACAAAUUAAAAUGGAUAGAUUUUAGAGAUUGGACUAAAUGA